GAGGGUAGAAAGUUGGGAUUUGGAUUGGGAUUGGGAUUGGAGGGGAUCUGGAUUGAUGUGGGUGUAAUCUUAUUGGACACGUCGAAUUCGACAACGGAGUUGCGAUGGAGGACGCAUUCGAAUAUGGAUGAGGACGAAAUUGGGUGGCUGGAAGAGACUUACCGAGGGCCCGAAGGCAUCGAGAAUCGACGAGCGUACGUGGUCUGUAACGUGGAGCAUCCGAACGUGGACAAUUGGCUGAGGACGCCGAGGAUCGAUAGGAAUGGGGCGAAUAGGAUGCAUGUGGAGGUAUCCUUUACAAUGCGUGACUGUACAGAAUUCCCGGGUAACGCACGCUCGUGUAAGGAGACGUUUAGGCUGUACGCGGCGCAGGUGGAUGCGAGCGGCGAUGCGCCGGCGGUUUGGGACGAAUCUCAUUGGGAUUUGAUAGAUCGAAUAACGGCAGAUACGGGUCGACAUUCGCUGCAUGAGUCUUCGUCUGCCUCCGUGAAUGUGGAGACCCGAAGUUAUACCGUAACCAAGGACGGGGUAUACUUUUCGUUUCGAGACUCAGGCGCAUGUAUUUCGAUUCUGAACGUUAUGUGCAUUUGGAGUGGGAUAUGGGAUUAUGAAGGGUGGUAUGAAGAUGGAUGGAUUGAUAGAUGUGGUGAUAGAGGAGGACAUUGGAUUAAGAGUAGGGGAAGGGAAGAUGGGGCAGGUGGUGCUGGUGAUGAGGGAAGGGCGUUUAAUUGA
Molecule: messenger RNA, 732 nt
Organism: Anisakis simplex (herring worm)
Lineage: Eukaryota; Metazoa; Nematoda; Chromadorea; Rhabditida; Anisakidae
Source: the annotation of a GenBank genome assembly